This is a messenger RNA of Durio zibethinus, 2210 nucleotides long. RefSeq names its product F-box/LRR-repeat protein At3g26922-like. Gene Ontology annotation, molecular function: protein binding. NCBI's taxonomy places the organism in Eukaryota, Viridiplantae, Streptophyta, Magnoliopsida, Malvales, Malvaceae. The record is from RefSeq and is a predicted model, not a curated record.
UUGCAUUAACGGUGGUGAAACUGAAUAAACAAGUAGGACAAACACUAAAAAACCGAGGCUUUCAGAAUCAUGGCCAUCCAUUCCAACGCAGCUCGCUGAGGAAAUGUUCUUGUCUUUUCCUAUAAAUUUGCUUUAUGCAAUCACCAAACUCCGCACUUCUCAGGGAUAGAAUUCUGGACAUGGAUGCCAGUGCUUCACCAAAUAGUGCCAAAAUCCAAAAGGUUUUUGGAGGACAGGAUGCAAGUCAGGAAAAAGAUUUAGUCAGCAGAUUGCCUGACGAUAUUCUUGUUCACAUUCUAUCAUUCCUUCCAACUGAAGAUGCUAUAAAAACUUCCAUAUUAUCGAAAAGAUGGAAGUACCUGUGGGUUUCCAUUCCCAACUUCUGUUUUUGUGAUCAUUCAGUCUGGUCAAGGACCAUGAGCCAUGACCUGCUUCUAGAAGUUUUGGCUAGCUUCUUUAGUUCAGUAGAGAGCGGAGCCCCUGUUCAAAAUGGACCAUGCAUAGGGAAAUUCUAUCGUUGGUUAGAAAUGCCUGUAGCUGCAUCCCGUCUUCGCUCAUGGCUGUCUGCUGCAGUAAAGCACAAUGUUCAGGAGCUGAAACUUUUCUUACCUAAGGGAAUAGAGUUUGUAUUGCCUAAUAGUCUAUUCACUUCCAAAUCACUGUGGCAUUUUACGUUGAAAAUGGAUUGCAAUCUGAAGCUUCCAGGUUUCAUCUGUUUCUCUAGCCUUAAGUACUUGAAUCUUCGUGGUGUUACGUUUCAGGAUGAUCAGUCCACCCAACAACUAUUUUCUGGUUUUCCAGUCCUUGAACACUUAACCUUAUUUAAAUGUAAUUGGGGAAAUAUAAAUGAAAUUACCAUUGAAAUUCCCACAUUAAAGUCGUUGACUUUUUUUGAAAAGGUUAUUUUCGAAGAUAAUUUCCUUAAUUGCAAGAUCGUAAUUUCCGCAUUGAAUCUGGAGACUCUCAAAGUUCGCGGUUAUCUGAAUGUUGAACUUUUACCAUGUAACCUACUAUCUUUGGAUGAAGCAUCUGUCAAUAUUGAGUACUUGAUUGAUGGGCAGCAAGAACACAGUCAUCGCCUGGUAAAACUACUUUGUGGCCUUCCCAACAUUAAAUCUCUUAAACUGUCAAAUGAAGCCCUUGAGUGUCUCCUCUUUGCAGAAUCUUGUCCAGGGCAUCUUCCUACGUUUUAUAAUUUGACUACAUUGAAUGCAUCUAUGAAUGGUCCUUAUGUCAUGAAUGACGAUUAUACUAGCGGUGCAUUAAUAUAUGUGCUUCAAAAAUCGCCAAAUCUUAAAUCUCUCAUCCUUUCAAGGGGAUUCGAACCAGAGGACGUAGACAUGAUAAUGGACAUUGUGCCUGGUUGUUUUCAGCAUUGCCUCAAAUCUGUUCUAAUCUAUAAUGUUGAUGGGGCUGCACAAGAGUUAUGUUCCUUAAAAUAUUUGUACGAGAAUGCACCUGUUUUGGAGAGCUUAUCUGUCAUUUGUUCACCACAAUUAACCAAGGAUUUAGAGAAACAGGAAGAGAUCCGUCAUGAAUUGGAACAACUUCGUGGCGGCUCUGGCAGUUGCAAGAUCGUGUUCCUUCCCUAUGGGGCUUCCUUAUAAACUUAGCAAUUGUGAAAGCCUUAACCAUCAAUGUGUCGGUCAAUAACUUCGGGACGGGAAAUUGACCAUGCUAUAUCUUUCGAUUGUCCUGUGAUCCAUUGGUAGAUAGUCCAGUGAUUUAUUGGUAAAAUAUUGAUAUAUUAAUUUCAAUAAUUAAGACUCAAUUUUUAAUAGUUUCAAAUAAAAAAAAACGUUAUAUCGAUGAUAAACCGUUAAGAAUUUUUUUUUUACAGUGGAAAAGGAUUCAUUUCAUCAUUAACAACUGUUGUACAAUUAUCCAUUAUAGCACUAGAUAUACAUUCAGGGCAUUCCUCAAUGCAAGAUUAGCUGCUUUGGCCUCUGCAUGGAACGGACUGCCCACGUCUAUUAUGGAACCGCUGCUGCUGCUAUUACUGCUCCAGUAUUAUCUCGUGCCACAGCCUACACCAUCCUUCUUUGUUUGCAGGUUUGCUGCCCCAUCGAAAUUGACUUUACUGUCCCAUCUCUGGGUCGCUUCCACCGCACUUGUAUUCUGAUAUAGCAUGGAUGCUAACUGCAUUUAUUUGAUCUCCUCUUUGUAUUUCAAGAUGAAAUUCACCAAUUCAUGCACGUUCCUUCUCUGAA